GUCAGAGCGCAGCGGAGUCCGGCAGCAGCAGCAGAGACACCGAGGAUCAGCACCGAGGAGCAGAGUGGAGCUGUACCGGCUCUACCGGGUAGCUCCUCUCUGUGGGACAUAACGGAGUCCUGACGUCACUCAGCAUGAAGAAGAGCUCCGGGACGCGGGGGGCUCUGGACUCGGCGCCGCAGCACCUUCAGCCCGAUAAGGUCGGCUGGAUCCGGAAGUUCUGCGGGAAAGGGAUCUUCAGAGAGAUCUGGAAGAACCGCUUCGUGGUUCUGAGGGGAAAUCAGCUGUUCGUCUGUGAGAAGGAGGUGAAGGACUUGGGCCGGGCUGACGAGGUGUUGGAUCUGUCGGACUACGAGCGCUGUGAGGAGAUCAGGAAGAACAAGAGUCGAAGCAAAAAGAACCACAGCAAGUUCAGACUGCAGCGCUGCAGCUCACCGGGGAACACGGUUCCUAACCUGGUCUUCCUGGCCGUCAGUCCAGAGGAGAAAGAGUCCUGGAUCAACGUCCUGAACGCCGCCAUCACACGGGCCAAAAACAGAAUCCUGGAUGAGGUGACAGUAGAAGACUCUCAGUUGUCUCAUCUGACUCGAGAUCGGGUGAAGAUUCCUCACAACCGACGGCUGCCCACCAGAGGUCACCUGCUGACUGUGGCCUCCACCUCCUCCUCAGACGGGAUGCUGACUCUGGAUCUGAUCCAGGAGGAAGACGCUCCGUCUCCUCGGGGAGCCGACGGCUGCGACAGGUUCAUGGUCGACUCGGACAAAACGGCGUCGCACCUCAGCCCGGACUGCCCCAGGUCCAAAACUGAUGGCGCUCUGUCCGCCAAAACCGGCGAAACUUCUGGGAAAUCACAGAGCCUUCCCCGGGAGGUGGCGGUGGUGUGGGAGAAGUCGGGCCAAACCCCCCAGCCGGGGAAACGCCUGACGCCGGCGGAGAAAAACCGCUGCGCCUCCAUGGACGAGAUCCUGACGCACUCAGAGACUAAAGUCGCUAAGAACAAGACGCCGGCGGCGGCGGCGACCCGUUUACCGGCAUCGGCGCUGAGCGGAACCGUGGCGUCCGUCAGCCAACUGCAGGAGCUGAUCAGCCAGAAACUGGAGAAGACGGAGCGUCUGCUGACGGAGGCUCGGGGGGAGGCGGAGGGGGAGGCCAGGGAGCAUGGGAGGAUGAAGGGGAAGGAGUCGACUGAAGCUGAGAGACUCCUGAAGGAGGCCGCGUCAACGUGGAGUCAGGCCCAGGAGGUGCUGGAGGAGGUGAAGGAGCUGAGGGCGUUGUACCGACAACUGGACUCCUCCUCCUCCAACAGCACCAAACUAAACCCAGACCGGAAGAGCCUCAUGUGAGCCGCUCAGUCCGGACCCCCUCUGGUCCGAACCGGUCCGGAACGGUCCGGUCAAGGAAAGACAAGAAGCUGAACUUCUGCUUUUAGGACUUCAGACAAAGCUGCUGAGAACUGGAUCAACCACUUUUAAAUUAUUAGGAAACAUUCAGGUUCGGAUUUCCGGCGGUCGGAUACGGAUCAGAGCCGAGAGAACAUCGUCCUCACAGAAAGUUUGUAGCAUAAAUUAUACUCAAGUCACGUCCUUAAACACUUCACCCGGCUUUGGAAAUUCCUUAAAGUCUCUUUUAGGUUGCACAAACACUUGAGGUACUUGAAAGUAAAAUAAUGUGCCAAGAUGAAGACGAAGAGUUCAGAGACGAAGAGUUCAGAGACGAGAGUUCGACGGGACAAAAUCCUCCCUUUGAACCUUUAUAUUUUGGUUUUUAUGAAUAUUCGUGUAGCGUCAUGUUGGAGACGUGUUGUUGCGUCUCUGUUUUAACUAGAUGGAGUUUUAUUUCGGCUGGACAUGAAGAUGAAACAGCUGCCGGUACGAAUGCAGGUCAAUAUUGUUUGAAGGAGUGUUUUUGAAUCCUGUGGAGGUCGAAGGUGACGAGCCGGAGGACUCACGUCAAAGACUGAGACUUUAAAACCUACUAAGAUGAAGUCCUCUUCCAUUUGGACUCCUUCAGCUGGUUCUGGUUAUUGUUCAGGUCCACCUGAGGAUCGGCUAAACAAGACACAGAACCUUUUCAGAUACGAGUUCUUGGACCUUUAAUGACCUCCAGACGGUGACAAACGGAUACUAUGCACGACUGAAGAACCAGCAACACGAGCCAGUUCACCUCAGACUCUUCUUCUUCCUCUUCUUCUUCCUCUUCUUCUUCUUCUUUUUGUUCCUGAAUGUAAAUGUUCUCCGAGACUCUAGAGGAAACGUUUGACUGGGAACUAGACUGAUGUUUGAAUCCAAACCCUCCUAAUCCUGAAAACACCUGAAACAUACUUGAUCAGACCCCAAAUCACCAGAUACAGAUCAGGACCAGCUGCACUCUAAACAAGCAGCUAAAAAAGCUAACGAAGCUAACGACUACAGAUAAACUAAGUCUAAAACUAAAAAAGUUGAUCUGAAACUUUGAUUAAGUCACAAUAUUCAAAUAGAAUGAAAACAAUCAAAAGGUUGAAAAACAACUCGCUAACAUGUGAGCUGUGCAAGAACAAGGGAAAGUUAUGCUAAUGUUAGCUAGCUAGCUACUUAAAGCCAACUCAUCAUGUACAAAUUGGUAGUUUGCGGUGAACCUAACGUUAACUAGCUGACAUUGACAAGCUAAUGUAGCAGCUAACAAAGCUAACAACUACAGAGAAACUAAAUCUUUACGAAAAAAAGUCACAAUCAAAAGGUAAAAAAAAAAGUUAGCUGUGCAACAACAAGGGACAGUUAUGCUAAUGUUAGCUAGCUAGCUUAUUUCAGCCGACUCAUCAUGUACAUCAUGUAGUUGGGGACUGAAAGCUGUUUUCAAUCAUUCUCAACACCCUGAACCUCUGUAGCUGAUGAACUUAACACGCUAACUAGCUUACUCUGACUAGCUAAUGCUAACUUAGCAGCUAACAAAGCUAACAACCAUAGAGAAACUAAAUCUAAUAAAUGAGCAAGCUAACAUUAACUAGCUGAAAUUGGCUAGCUAAUGCUAAUGUGGCAUCUUAGCUACAGGAAACAAGGGUGCUGCUACCUCGUUGGUAUGCUAUGCAGUAGUUAAUAGCUAGCUAAGGUUUCACAAACGUCAGUGAACAUUCCUUGAGCUAAUGCGUAUGUUUGUACGGCUACAUCUACCUAUAAUUUUCACCAUCUAAUUAUUUUUUUAUCAUUAAACACAUCUGGACUUUAUUUAGCUAGCUAGCUAACACCAGAGGUCAGCGGAUAUUAAAAGAAAACCGAGCGCGUGUAAUGUGUAAAUGUGUUUUAAUACCGUUUGUUGAGUUUAAUCACAUCAAUGUCUGCAAAAUGGGAAAAACUGAAAAACCUUGACUUUUAUGUUUAACAUUUAAUCCAUAUUUCAGCGUCCUAAAGUCCUGAUUCUGUCAAGAAGAACAACGAAACUCGCCGUAGGAACUAAAAACUCGAUGAAAUUAACUAGAACAGUGAUUAAAGGAAGGUUUUACUGCUCAGAGGCACGUCGGCAGGUCAAAUGAGACGUCUUAAUACAAUCAGAAGUGAACUCACAAAGAAGCUGCUUUCUGCCCGACAACAGGUCCCAAUCAAGAAAUCAUUUAUUCGUUUGUAUAAUGAUCUUAUUUUACUUUCAUUUCUUUCUCAUGGAUUUUCGAAUACAACAUGUACACAACUGUUACUGCUAAUAAUCAUUUAAAUACGUUCAAAUAUCACAGAGAUGCUGUUCAGCUCAGUCAAAGGUCACUUUCACUCUUUGAGGUGUUUUGAGAAUCAAACGGUUUAUUUUCAAUCUGCAGAAGUUUAUUUUUGUAAAGAAACAUUCAGACUUUUGUACUUUUACAACUUCCUGCUGUCUGUCUGGUUUCUGUUGUGUGAUGGAAGCAAUAAAAUUAAUUCUUCCUCUGGUUCCUCAGAUUCAACGACGAACGUUUUAACUUUGUUAUAAAAGAAAUGAAGGAACAGAAGGUUCUAGUUAAAGUGAGUAAAGAAGCUUAAAUGACUCCGGGUUCUUUAUUCUUCCACUAAACGUGGAAGAACUCGUCUCCGGUUUGAGUUAAAGCUUUGACCUCCAGUUAAAUAGAAAUGUUUAAAAACAGCUUUGCAAAAGUUUAAUGAGGACGAAGAUCAGUUCAGUGAUGAAGCUCUGAAUGUAAACAGAUUGUUGUUCAAGUCUUUUCAUUUUGAUGUUGUUAGUGAAUUAGCUUUUUAUUCUAACUGGGACUUAAAUCAUUCUGGCACAAAUGGAAGUUGAAAUAGUUUGUUGUAAACAUGAUUAUUGUUCACAGACGGGUACGACUUUUAAAAUUAAAUCUCAAACAUGUUAAUAUAGAAAACUAUGCGAGUAAAAUGAAAAUGGACAUUUGAUUGUUGCACUUUAAUUUGACUUUUUACUCAUAAAACACAAACAAAUGUGUGACAUCAUGAAUCUACUGUGGAAUCACAUGACCAGCUUAAUGAUGUCCUCUGUGGGCUUCCAUACAGAACUCAGAAACAUGUUUUCACUGUUCCUUUAAUCGUCUUCCCUUUCUGCUGAUCUUCCCUGUUUGUUUCUGUGGCACCAGGAGGGCAUGAUGGGAGAUGUAGUCUGGCAGUGAUGUGAAGCUGAUCGGCUCAUGUGCUAAAAAUAAAAACAU
Anoplopoma fimbria (sablefish) is the source of this 4618-nucleotide messenger RNA. It is a transcript of the gene plekho1b, whose product is annotated as pleckstrin homology domain containing, family O member 1b. Bases 135 to 1343 code for a protein of 402 amino acids. The transcript has 6 exons. Gene Ontology annotation, cellular component: muscle cell projection membrane; ruffle membrane. Gene Ontology annotation, biological process: regulation of myoblast fusion. Lineage: Eukaryota; Metazoa; Chordata; Actinopteri; Perciformes; Anoplopomatidae. The record is from RefSeq and is a predicted model, not a curated record.